This is a messenger RNA of Plutella xylostella (diamondback moth), 2819 nucleotides long. RefSeq names its product abhydrolase domain containing Hydr1 (gene Hydr1). Gene Ontology annotation, biological process: medium-chain fatty acid biosynthetic process; medium-chain fatty acid catabolic process. NCBI's taxonomy places the organism in Eukaryota, Metazoa, Arthropoda, Insecta, Lepidoptera, Plutellidae. Gene Ontology annotation, molecular function: monoacylglycerol lipase activity; acetylesterase activity. The record is from RefSeq and is a predicted model, not a curated record.
CUCAGACAACAGACAGUGUCAGAAAGUCAGAAUUGUCAUUAGACUAGUUUAAAUUUUAUUUUUAUUUUAUUUUACACAAGUUUAGUUUUAUACAUAGUUAAAGUUUAAUUGGUUGAUUUUAUAAUGUUAAACAUAUUUAUGUUGUUUGAGGGGAGGAAAGACCUUUUAAUCGGUCUGUCGUUAUCUGUUCUAUACCUAACCUAUUACUUGGUGGAAGUGGUCAAGCGGCCGCUGCUGGUGUGCGGCGCAGGCGAGUUCCGCGCGCUGCUGGCGUCGCUGCCGCUGCUGCAGGCGCGCUACUGGCCCACGCCGUGGUGCGUGGAGGCGCGCCUGCAGACCGUGCUGGGCUCCGUGUUGCGCUCGCGCCUGCUGCCGGCCGUGCGCUACCGGCGGCAGCUGCUGGCGCUGGCCGACGGCGGCACGGUGGCGCUGGACUGGCUGGAGGACGCGGCGCCGGCGCCCGCGCCCGUGCUGCUGCUGCUGCCGGGGCUCACGGGCGGCGCGCAGGCGGACUACGCGCGCUGCCUGGCGCUGGCGGCGCGGCGGCUGGGCGCGCGCUGCGUGGUGUUCAACCAGCGCGGGCUGGGCGGCCUGCCGCUGACGUCGCCGCGGCUGUACUGCGCCGUGAGCCACGCGGACCUGGCGGAGGUGGUGCGGGCGGUGCGCGCGGCGGCCCCGGGCGCGCCGCUGCUGGCCGUGGGCGUGUCGCUGGGCGGGCUCAUCCUGGGCCACUACCUGGCGGAGCAGGGCGAGCGCGCCGACGUCGCCGCCGCUCUCAUCGUCUCCUCGCCUCUCGACGUCGUGCAAGGGUCGGCGUGCAUCGAGAGCUGGCCGCUGAACGCGCUGCUGUCGUACCACAUGGCGUGCAACCUGCGCAGCACAGUGGCGCGGCACGGGCUGGGCGCGGGCGCGGCCGUGCGGCGUUGCCGCUCCGUGCGCGAGUUCGACGCCGCCUUCACGGCGCAGCACUUCGGGUUCAAGUCGGUGGACGCGUACUACGCGGCGGCGUCGCUGCACGACAAGCUGGGCGCCGUGGCCGUGCCCACGCUGUGCCUGCAGGCCGCCGACGACCCCUUCCAGCCGCUGCACGUCCUGCCGCUGUCGGCGGCGGCGGCGUCGCGGCGCGUGGCGCUGGCGGUGCCGGCGCGCGGCGGGCACAUCGGCUUCCUGGAGGGCUGGUGGCCGCUCGGCGAGCAGUACAUCGCGCGCCUCGCCCGCCAGUACUUCGCCGCGCUGCUGUCGCGCCCCGACCUGCUGCACGCGCCCCCCGCCCCCGCCGCGCCCCCCGCCGACCCCGCCCCUGGGUCGGCGACACACACGCACUAGCAGCCCGUAUUCCACAAGAGCUUUGCUCCGCAUCCAAGUGCCUUCGCUGAACAUGUGAUAGAUAAAGAUAAUAUGUAGUAGGAUUGAGGUUAACGAUAUGAGGCGUUUGGUUUGAUAGCUUUUGCUUAAAAUUAACAAUCGACGACGCUUUAAACUUUUACAAAGACGAAAAUUAACAAUCGACUGACGAUAGGGGCUAUUAUAGUUAUGCAUUUAAUUGUAUAGGUACAUAAGCGUUGGUAGUUGAGAAUUUAUUAUUAUUAGGUGAUAAUAGUUAUUAUUAUUUACACUUUACACUCCUAAUGAAGUGCACUUAUAGCUUGCUCGCCAUUAACUAAGUAUUUUGCAACGAGCGCAUUAAGGUUUUACAUUAUUGACAGUUGUGUUUUAUCAGGGUUGUCACUUUAGGAUUAAGAUUGUUAUAGAGCCUUCACGACCUGAUUAGUGGCAGUGUUGUUUGAGUAUUGAUUGGAGGAGCGAUGACUGCACCAUGUAGAGUUUACCUGCUAGUAGUUGAGUGCACAGACACAGUGACACAGAUAAGACACGCGGAGCGCCGGCUGGUCCAGUCACUGGUCGCCGGCGCACCGCAGCGCUCGCGGGGAUUGUCCAUGUGGUGUGCCUCGAUGUGAGCGAUUGUUUUAUUGACAUAAUAAUUUUAAAUAGAUUUAGGACAGAUCUUUCUAUAGCCAGAUAUAUUUUUUGUAUCAGUAAAGUAAUUUUGAUGCUGUUUCGUCUGAUUUUAUAUUUUAGAAAGAGUUUCAGUUAGCAACAAAAUUUAUCUGAUAUCAUCACGACCCAUUAUGUCCCCACUGCUGGGGCACGGGUCUCCUUCCAAUGAAGGCAGGAUUUAGGCUUAGUCCACCACGCUGGCCAAGUGCGGGUUUGUGGACCCCAACACAAGCAAAUUCUCUGAUAAUGUUAAGAUUUAUCUGACUAUAGAAAAAUUUGCCCUAUACUUUAUUGAUUUCCUAUUUUACCACUGUAAGAUAAUUCUGUGAUAUAAAAAUAUAGUUCAAUUUAUGUAAUUCUUAUCACAUAUCAAAUCGUUAGUGCUCUCGUCCAAUCAGAAAAGAGAACAAUUUGUUAUUGUUAUUUGUUAAUUUAUAUAUUAGUUAUAUUCUAUAUACAUAUUAUUAUACAGCUACUUUAACUUAAUUUAAAUUACGAUUACAAUUAAAUAACUUUAAUUUAUAAUGUGAGAGAUUUGAACAUAUAGUGUUUCUAAUGGGGAAGAAAACCAAGUGAAACUUUGGCAGCACAAUCGAGUGUGCCUUUCAGGUUCUGUCCAAUUACAUUAUUGGGGAGAAAAAAAUGGCGAUUGGACCAACCAAUUAGAAUUGGGGAAUCAGGCACACUCGCUUAAGGCGCCAUCUGUAAUUAGCUUUAAGUUUUUCUCCCCUCUAUGACAAGAUAACAUCACAUAUCAUAGUAAACAUUUUAUGUAAUAAUAAUAAAUAACUGUUAUUUUACAAAUAAACGCACUCACUGAA